Serpula lacrymans var. lacrymans S7.9 is the source of this 1271-nucleotide messenger RNA. RefSeq lists its product as uncharacterized. The record is from RefSeq and is a predicted model, not a curated record. Lineage: Eukaryota; Fungi; Basidiomycota; Agaricomycetes; Boletales; Serpulaceae. The transcript is spliced from 7 exons. The coding region runs from base 629 to 1087 and encodes 152 amino acids.
GGCUCUCGCCGUAUGAUCAAAAGUAUGCACAUAUGGCACUGACAGCAACUUGGAAGUUCAAUCAAACAUCAUAUCCUUGACCGGCAGUGCUGUGGUAAAAUAUGCAUUUUCAAGUCCGUACUGGCACCCCGGCUCGCGCAAUUCGGUUGCAUCGUUAUUCCAUGCUGUCUGUCCACGUUGAGGUUAUGCCAAUUGGACAUAGACAGCUCUUACGAAUUUGGUAGCAUCAUUGAUUGGAUAGUUCGGAAUUCCGAAUUCGAUUUGGGAAAUAUGGUUGUUCUUGUUACAUACUGCAUUAUCCGAGUUGCUAUCACCAUGCAUAUAGUCUGUUGUCUAUACCGCGCCAAGCAUUCGGGCUCGUGUUUGAGGCUUUGCUCCUCAUAGGCGUCUGCCAGACAUCAUUUUGUUAUACAGUAUGUCGCUGGAGUUGCCAACAUGCAUAAUUCACUUUCUGAUACUUGCAUAGGUACGCACUACAUGAUUUACUGCCUUCUGUGGUUAUGUAGGAUGAAGAACGCACAACUCAACAGGUCAAAUUGUCUUCACUACAGACACGCCUCAAGCGUGGUCACUGAACACAACCACCACAGUACGGCGAUUCAACAUGACACACAGUCCAGCGUAGAAAAUGAAUCUAGCGUUAUGGGACUCAUUCAGAUCGCCGAUAUUUCGCUUACAUGGCGCCGAAAUUGAAGUAAAACGAUUUAUGCAGGAGAGUAACAGCCAAAAGUACAUUUUCGCUGGUCCAGAUGGGCGACCUUAUAAAUGGAGGUUUCGCGACGUUAUUUCUCUUGAGCUCAACGAUAGUUCAAAAACCCCCAUAGCUCGAUACCACAGGAGAAGCUUGGGAAUCCUUGGGAAACGACACGAUCCAUAUCUUGAGAUAUUUCCCGUGGGUGAACACAUGGUGGACGUUAUCGCUACGACUUUUAUCUACCUGGAAAAAUUGAGGAGGGUCGAAGAAAGAGCUGCUCGACGAAGAGGAAACAACGCCCGAUUCGCUGCUCAAAAUACCCAAUUUGCUGCUCAAUCUGCCGCGCAAGCAAGUUCUGCUGCAACUGCAACUUUUAUGGCAACUGGCAUCUAGUAGCUAUGGUCUCGAUCCUUGCUUAUAGAAGGCCACCAUUUUGAUAUAAACCACCGAUAUUGAUGCGCGCGUACUGAAUACAUGGCGGCUUGCAUGUAGUACAAUUCUGGGUGAUGCCUCUGGUGUACGGCGUAAUGGGACGAAAUCGCAGUUCUGAGUUUUAUAGUAUUUCUAUUAGUAAACU